UCUAUGUGCAUAUCUGAGAAGAAGACAUACACAGAGAAAGACAAAUGACAAAGAUAGAAAAAUUCCUAAUAAUUCAAUCUCAUUCGCGAGCCCGAACCGGUAUAAUCCGAACCCGAACCCGAACCGGGUCUUUCUUUCAAACAAUAAACGGUAAUAAGUUUUCCCUACUCCGACUUUCAGAAAAGAAAAAAAAAAAAAAAAAAAAGCUUAGCCGGCAAAACCAGACCAGUGGAAGUGGGAAGAAACUCAAACACUUGGACUCUUCGUCGGCGCCUCCUGUUACUGUUAGGGUUUAUCCUAGACUCAGGAAAAAUGGCUCUUCGUUUCGAGAUAUUAGGGAGGUUUAAUCGUGCUCGUGCAGAGAAUCUAACACUCCCUCAUCAUGUGUGUCAGACACCUCUUUUCAUGCCCGUGGGAACACAAGGGACUAUAAAAGGUUUGGCAACUAAUCAGCUUGAGGACAUUGGUUGCCAGAUAAUACUAGGGAAUACAUAUCAUUUGGCACUUCGCCCUACUUCUGAGCUCCUUGAUGAACUGGGAGGUCUGCACAAAUUUAUGAACUGGCCGAGAGCAUUGCUUACUGAUUCUGGUGGCUUUCAGAUGGUAUCAUUAUUGCAUUUAGCUGACAUCACCGAGAAGGGUGUAACAUUUCAGUCCCCAGUUGAUGGAAAGCCAAUGCUUCUAACACCAGAGGAAUCAAUUCAAAUUCAAAACAGAAUUGGAGCAGAUAUUAUAAUGGCUCUUGAUGAUGUGGUCAAAACUACCAUUACUGGUCCAAGAAUUGAGGAGGCAAUGUAUCGCACUCUUCGAUGGAUAGACAGAUGUAUAGCCGCUCACAAGAGACCAAAGGAGCAGAACUUAUUUGGAAUUGUGCAAGGAGGGUUGGAUCCUGUUCUUAGGGAUAUAUGUGUAAGAGGCUUGGUGGAUCGAAAUUUACCUGGCUAUGCCAUUGGUGGUCUUGCAGGUGGUGAAGAUAAAGAUUCAUUUUGGCGCGUUGUUGCUCAGUGUACUGCUGCAUUGCCUGAGGAUAAACCAAGAUAUGUUAUGGGUGUUGGUUAUCCACUGGAUAUUGUAGUUUGCAGUGCCUUAGGUGCUGAUAUGUAUGACUGUGUUUAUCCAACCCGUACUGCUCGCUUUGGCACAGCUCUUAUACCAGAGGGAGUUCUGAAACUAAAAAACAAAGUGGUGGCUGAUGAUACUCGGCCCAUCGACCCUACAUGUGAUUGUAUGGUCUGCAAAAAUUAUAGUAGAGCAUACAUUCAUUGCCUUGUGACAGUAGAUGCCAUGGGAUCUCAACUUGUCUCAUAUCAUAAUCUGUAUUACAUGAUGAAGCUUAGCAGAGAUUUACACUCCUCAAUAGUUCAAGGAAAUUUUCCCGAGUUUGUUUGCAAGUUUCUGCAGAGAAUGUUCCCCAAGGGUGAUGUUCCUGAAUGGGUCUGCAAUGCCAUGGAGGUAGCUGGGAUUGAUAUCUCAUCAUGCUGUGCACCCUUUGUUUCAUCCCAUAAAUAGAAAGUAUGAAAGUUACACCAACAAAAGGAAAAAAAAAUAUUCACCAAAUAGGCUUUUAAACACAGUUUUACAAGGAGUUUUUAGUUUAACAAAUAUAGACUAAGGCAGCAUAAAUUUUGGUAGUGUAGUCCUUAUGCACUGCUUGAGUUGGAGAGUAUCAACUUAAAUUUAUUCCUCCCAUUUUGGUUUCUUCUCAUUUGUUUGAUUGAGACAUUAUUUAUAACCAAAAGAAAACAUUUUAUGCUUAUGAGUAAAAGAAUGAACUUUACGUUAUUGUCA
Humulus lupulus (European hop) is the source of this 1788-nucleotide messenger RNA. RefSeq lists its product as uncharacterized. The transcript is spliced from 16 exons. Lineage: Eukaryota; Viridiplantae; Streptophyta; Magnoliopsida; Rosales; Cannabaceae. The coding region runs from base 313 to 1509 and encodes 398 amino acids. Gene Ontology annotation, cellular component: cytosol. The record is from RefSeq and is a predicted model, not a curated record. Gene Ontology annotation, molecular function: tRNA-guanosine(34) queuine transglycosylase activity.